UGGGAGGUGAGCCCGUGCUUUACAAAGCACUUUCUCGGGUCGUUCGCAUCUGCGACUGUGAGGCCCUGAGAAUUGAAGCGCCCUUCCUCUCUGACACCACCACAAGCUAGCAGAGCGGUAGAGCCAGCUUCCCAGUCGAGAUGGCCGAACUGAUGGCGAGCGCCGCCACGAGCGUGAUGGGGUCCGUCAUCGGCAAGCUGACUGCCAUGCUCGGCGAGAAGUACCAGUUCGCCGGAGGCGUGGAGAAAGGGAUCCGCUUCCUGAAGGAUGAGCUGAGCACCAUGGAUGCCGUGCUGCAGAAGCUCGCAGACAAGGACGACGACCAAAUGGAUCCAAUGGAUAAAGAUUGGAGGAACAAGGUGAAGAUGUUGUGGAAGGACCAGGGCAUAGCAGAGGAGAUCCAAGAACUCAAGAUACUCGUGACAGAGCAGAGUGAGCGGGCCAAACGCUACCGUGCGCUUGGAUCCUCGCCGCCUCACUAUCUCGCCGCCUCACCUCAGCCGGUGUGCUUGGAUCCUCGAGCAACUGCCCUUUUUCAGGAGGCGAGGGAUCCUGUGGGGAUUGAUGGUCCUCGCGAGGAAAUCAUCCAGUUACUACAAGUUGAAGAAAAUCAACACAAGGUGGUGUCCAUCUAUGGUACCGCUGGGCAGGGGAAGACUACUCUAGCCAUGGAGGUAUACCGAAAAAUCACACAAGCAUUUGAUUGCAGGGCUUUCGUGUCUGUAUCUCAGACUCUGGAUCUGAAGAAGCUACUCAGAGAUAUAUUGUCUCAAAUAGUAAGCACGAGCGAGUUUGACCAGUCGGAAAGGUGGGAGACGGAGCAGCUCGUUCGCAAAAUGAGAGACUACUUAAUUGAUAAGAGGUACUUCAUCUUGAUUGAUGAUAUCUGGCAUGUAUCAGAUUGGGAUCUUGUAGAAGCUGCCUUACCUCGCAAUGACAACGGAAGCAGAAUAAUUACUACAACACGCAGUAAAACAGUAGCCGAAACAUGUGCUGGUAUUGAUGCACAAAUGUACAAAGCAAAGCCACUUGGUGAUGACGAAUCUCGCAGAUUAUUCUUUAAAAGGCUAUUUCACUCAACUGAACAUUGUCCCCAAGAUUUGAUGGCAGUAUCCAGUGAUAUUUUGAGGAAAUGUGGGGGAUUACCAUUAGCCAUAAUCAGUAUAGCUGGUUUAUUAGCAAACAGAAGUAAAACCAAGGAAGUCUGGGUCAAUGCAUUGAAGUAUAUUUCUGCUGCAGUUGACAAAGAUUCUCACAUUGAUAAAAUGAAAAGAAUUUUUCUGCUUAGUUAUUUUGACCUUCCUCUUCAUCUAAAGAGCUGUAUGUUAUAUCUGAGCGUGUUCCUGGAGGAUUAUGUGAUUGAUUGUAGACAGUUGAUAUUGUUAUGGGUAGCCGAAGGACUGAUUCCUGGACAAGGCAGAGAAAAUAUGGAGCAGCUUGGGAGGAGUUACUUGAAUGAGCUAAUCAAUAGAAGCUUGGUCCAGCCAACCAAGGUUGGGUUAGAUGGCGCAACAGUGAAACAGUGCAGAGUUCAUGAUGUCAUACUUGAGUUUAUUGUAUCAAAGGCUGUGGAGGACAAUUUUGUUACUAUAUGGAAUCGUAAUGGGCUUUCUGAAAAUUAUUCUUCUAACAAGAUUCGCCGUUUAUCUAUCCAACAUGGCAUUUCUAUGCAGGCUGAAGAGAUGGUGAAGAUAAAAGAACAUGCAGCUCAUAUUCGAUCAAUUAAUAUUUUUGACCCUAAUUCAGUGCUGCUAAUUAAAGACACCUCUAUGUUUUUAAGUAGCCAAGUCUUGCGAGUGGUGAAUACAGAAAUCCGUCAGUUGUUACUUGAAGAUUGCUAUCUUGGACAUGCCAAAAGUUUUGGUCAAAUCAAGUACUUGAGGUUAAAAAUUAGGCCAUGCCACUGGAAACUCCCAAAAGAUAUAGAAAAGCUGCAACAUCUAGAGACACUAGAUGUUUGGAAUACCCGCAUUAAAAAACUACCGGCUAGCAUUACCCAACUGCAGAGAUUAGUGCUUCUUAUUGUCGGUACUAAGGUAAAACUACCUGAUGGGAUUGGAAAUCUGCAGGCAUUAGAAGAGCUAUCAAUGAUCAGUUUGGGUUUUCAAACUAUCAAAUUUAUCGAAGGACUCGGCGAUCUAACCAAUCUGAAGGUACUUGGAAUUAGCUGGGAGUACCCUUAUGCAAUAGGAUGUCACGUGGAAGUGGAAGGCCACAAGGAAGCAUGUAUCUCGUCACUCUCCAAGCUUGUCACAACCCUUCGAGAACUGCACGUCUUGGAUAGUUCUGAUGACACAUUUUCAUUCAUGGCUUCGUGUGGCUCUACUCCACCACCCCUUCGGAAGCUCAUUUUUCACGGAAUUGUCAUGCCCCAUCAAAUCAUCAGCUCGCUAGUCAACCUGACCCGCCUCUCUAUUGGACUAGUAAGCCAGGAAGGGAUAAAUAUCCUAGCAAGUUUGCCCAUGCUCCUCUCUAUUACUGUUCGCGUUUACGAGGGUAAUUUUGGAAUCAGGUAUACAAUCAGCAGUCAAGGAUUCCAGCGUUUAGUCAAGUUUACUUUCUACUAUCAUUCUGAUGGCGCGUUGGAGUUUGAGCCAGGAGCCGUGCCAAAGCUCCAAAGGCUCAAGCUGUACCUGGAGGCACGGGGUCAGUUCAAUUAUGAGCAAGGCGGCCUCGUCCUUGGGUUGCAGAAUCUGGCAGGCCUCAAACAUGUUGCUCUUCGUAUUGACUGUGAGCAUGCUACUCCUGACGAGGUGCAGGAUUUGGAGGAUGACAUCAGGGUUGCAGCAGGCGCCCAUCCCAACUGUCCCAUGGUCCAGCUGGUCGGAAAAGUAAAUCAAUAUCGUAUGGCUCAAGGGUGCAUCAGGCGCCCACGCGACCAUCCCAUGCUAGAAGCACAAUGA
This is a messenger RNA of Setaria italica (foxtail millet), 2903 nucleotides long. RefSeq names its product disease resistance protein RPP13. Gene Ontology annotation, biological process: defense response to other organism. The transcript is spliced from 3 exons. Lineage: Eukaryota; Viridiplantae; Streptophyta; Magnoliopsida; Poales; Poaceae. Bases 141 to 2903 code for a protein of 920 amino acids. Gene Ontology annotation, molecular function: ATP hydrolysis activity; ADP binding. The record is from RefSeq and is a predicted model, not a curated record.